Nicotiana attenuata is the source of this 1661-nucleotide messenger RNA. Its product is annotated as syntaxin-81. Gene Ontology annotation, cellular component: SNARE complex; membrane; endoplasmic reticulum. The transcript is spliced from 8 exons. Bases 482 to 1435 code for a protein of 317 amino acids. The record is from RefSeq and is a predicted model, not a curated record. NCBI's taxonomy places the organism in Eukaryota, Viridiplantae, Streptophyta, Magnoliopsida, Solanales, Solanaceae. Gene Ontology annotation, biological process: retrograde vesicle-mediated transport, Golgi to endoplasmic reticulum.
GCGAGUACCUAUCGCUGCUCCUUAGUCGUUCCUCUUGCCUUCAACGCACAAAAAAUCAACCUCACCCCCCUCCUUUCACAAAAAGCUUCAGCACAUCUCUCUCUCUCUCUCCUUUCUUUCGCUGCUGUUACGUCGCCGGAAACGGCCCAAAUCUGGCAGCCUCCAUGGAAAACGACCAUGACUGGCCGUAGAGAAUUACAGAUCCGAUAGAGGAGUCGCCGCCCCAUUUUCGGUUGCCAACGAGGUUCCGUUCGAGGUUUCUAGUUCCUGCUCGAGUUCGAGGUUCCGGUCUGUCAUGAGUGGUCGUUGUAUGAAUUUUGCUGGAAGGUUUGUUCAAUUGAAAAUCGUUGCUUCAGUUAAGAGAUUAAUGCGGGAGGAAUAAUAUCUUCGGAUUUUUGUUGGACCAAAUCACUAUAUACCAUUGAAACUGCAUCAUUUGAUUGGGAGAAGUCUUCUGCAUCUUCUCCUGCAAUUCGAAGGAAUGUCAAAAAUUAGAGACAGAACGGAAGAUUUUAAAGAUGCUGCACGUCGUUCAGCAUUGUCUUUGGGAUAUGAUGAGUCCAAAACAGCUGCGUUAUUAGCAUCUUUUAUCAUGCAUAAACCUCGGCAAAGGUCAGGAUUCACUAGAGCUGCGCUUAAAACACUGGAGAGUAUUGGGUCUCUGGAGCAAUUUUUGAUGAAACACAAAAAGGAUUAUGUUGAUUUGCACCGUACAACAGAACAAGAGAGGGAUAGCAUCGAGCAUGAAGUUACUGUUUUUGUAAAAUCAUGCAAAGAGCAGAUAGAUGUUCUCAAGAAUAGUAUAAAUGAGGAAGAUGCACAUUCAAAGGGAUGGCUUGGAUUCAAGGGUGACAAUCUGAAUGCUGAUACUAUAGCACACAAGCAUGGAGUGGUUUUAAUUUUAAGUGAAAAGCUUCACUCUGUCACGUCACAGUUUGACCAGUUGCGGGCAAUACGCUUUCAAGAUGCUAUUAACCGAGUAACACCAAGAAGGAAACGGAAGAACUCUACCAAAUCAAAUGCUGCAGAGACCUCUGUGUCUAGUAGUUUUGACCCCGACAUGAAAAGGGACUCAGAGAUCAGGGACUCUGAUAUUUCACAAGCAGCACCUGUUAGAGUCCAAGAACAACUUUUGGACGAUGAAACGCGUGCCCUCCAGGUAGAGCUGAACAGUCUCCUGGAUUCUGUUCAAGAAACAGAAACAAAGAUGGUGGAAAUGUCUGCGUUGAACCAUCUUAUGUCAACUCAUGUUUUGCAACAGGCCCAACAGAUAGAGCUAUUAUAUGAGCAGGCAGUUGAAGCAACCAAGAAUGUGGAACUUGGUAACAAAGAACUGUCACAAGCCAUUCAACGGAACAGCAGUAGCAGAACGUUUCUUUUGCUCUUUCUAUUUGUGCUUACUUUUUCAAUCCUCUUCCUUGAUUGGUAUAGUUAACCAUAGGAUAGAACAUCUCUUUUGCUCUUUCUAUUUGUACUUACAUUUCCAAUCCCGUUUCGUAGAUUGGCGUACUUAAUCAUAGGAGAAACUUUUCUUUUGCUCUUUUCUAUUUGUGUUACAUUUUCAAUCCUCUUCCUUAAUUUGUAGUAUAAUUGUUGACAGGGUAUAGUGCGUAUAUUGUCAUCUUUCAUACUUUCUGCUUAACGUUAUUCUGCUUGAUAUA